UCUAGGCUAGACUCCGAUUCAUUCUUUUGUAUUAAUUAUCUUUCACGAGUGAUCAAAAAUCAUGCAUCUCGCCUGGACAUGAGACGUCGGAGGACGUAUUCCGACAAGUUGGUACACUUUGACAGCCAUUUAGGACCCGAAACUGGCGAGGACGACACGAAAAGACGCUUGUUUCCCCUUGCCCCCACCCCGUUUCUUUGCGAGGAUUAUGAGACAUUCUUCACCGAAACGGGAAUAUAUGAACAUCCCAGCAGUCGGCAUCCUAAUGACAGCAGACGUUGUACACUGACCUCGACUUGGCAAAGAGCGAUCCUGUGGGCAUCGCAACCCACUCUCAGAUCAUCACAUAUGCGCACCAUUGGAAUUGUCUUCAUCAUUCCGCAACAAUAAAAUCAGUACAGUCACGUGAUGCCGACAUGUUCACAGUUGUUGACCGCAACGUACAGGAGAUGACUACAACUUUAAAUGCAGACAAAGGCAAAUUCUAUACAUAUGCUCAUAAGAAAGGGACAAGACCGAAAAUUGUCUAUGCGACCGUUGGGACAGGAGUAACCGUACCCAGAGAGACGAUCAGAAAUGUUUUUUUCAACACUGGAGCAUCAGACAGGAGUCCAACUGCUGGGGAACGGAAUCAGCUGGAUGUUCUCAAGCAGGAGCUGGAGGCCUUUGCUGUGCCCACCAACAUGACGUGGAGUUGGAAAGAACAAAGUAAUGGAAGCAUGUUGGAAAGUAACUGGACCGACAUUGUCAAAUCUCACUCGGCGAUGACUCAGACGCAGCGUCACCAGCAGGAAGCUCUGUGGGAGUUUGUGCAGACUGAGCUCAACUACAUUAACAAUCUCAUUAUCAUCCAAGAUUUGGUGAUUGCAGCGCUGAUCAACAUGCACCGGUGUGGAUUCCUCAUGGAGGUGACCCCCGAGAAGCUUUUUUCCAACGUCUCCGUCAUCCUCCGCGCACACCAGCUGUUCUGGAAGGAAGCCAUUUAUCCCAUGUUAUGUGAUGUCCGCUCCAGGGGCAUACCCUUGGACCCCCUGAAGUUGGAGCUUGGCUGCCUGCAGUGGCAUAAACGCUUCUCUGAGUACCACCAAUACUGUGCAGAGGAAGCAAGGAAUAUUGAGUUUGUGCGCGAGCAGAUGGAGAGCAAUCCACAUUUCUCAACUUACAUCAAGUGGGUAGAGACUCAUCCUCACUGUCGGCGUAUGUGCAUCGGAGGCCUGCAGGCCAAACCCCACUGUAGAAUCACCAAGUAUCCCCUCCUUCUAAAGGCUGUGCUCAAAAGCACCACAGACCCUCUUGUGGAGCGCCGCCUUCACGGAAUGUUAUCCAGCAUGAACAGUUUUCUGGAGAGCAUCAAUGACUACCUCAGGCUGGAGGAAGAUAAGACGAAGCUCUCCCUCUGUUCGGAGAGGCUAGAGGGAUACGAGAUUGAGGGAAUAAACGAGGAAAUUGACCAGCACAUCCGAGAUAACUUCGAUCUGACGUGCCCCAUGGUGGGUGUUGGCUCAGGGGUGGUACGUAAGCUCCUCCUUGAGCAGAACCUGAAGGUCCGGUUCAGAAAAGACAGCAAGACGGAGGUGAUGGCUCUACUCUUCUCAGAUGUACUUCUCAUGACCAAACUGCAGAAGAAAAGCGAGCUCCUGAAGGUGGUUCGGCCUCCUCUGGCCCUCAACAAAAUCAACUGCAUUGCACUCAAGGAUAACUGUUCUUUUCUUCUGGUAGAGGUGGGGGAGCUUUGUUGUCGUGUGAAUGCCUAUGUAUUUACAACCAGCACCCCAGAAAGCUGCUACAAAUGGGUGUCCACCAUUAAUGACGCAAAGGUGACGCUGAGAAACUUGAGAGAGGCAGAGAGUAGAAGACAGUCGGGUGUGAAAAGACUUUCUGUGGCAAAUGAUGAAAUGUCUUUGGACGUUGGCUCGAGAGAAAGACUACAUGAGGUCCAACCAGAGCAGCAACUGAGUCAGUCUUGGAACCACACACAUCUAUCCAUCCCCACUAAGCAACUAACCUUGGUACCAGGCGGGUAUCCAGAUGUGGAUUACCCAAUAAAUGACCUCAACACCUCAUACCAAACGGGACCAUCCGAUUUUGAAGGAGAUUCCCAAACUGUCAACUAUCCUACCCGUAGAAUUCCCGAUCUUACGCAGUUGGAAGUGUUGUCUCCUGAGACUAAAGCAUUCUCCACAAAGCCAAAGUCCCCCAUAGUAUACAGGAAGACAAUGGUUGUUGAAAACCAAGACUACCCUUCUCAGACGAUACAAACUUCAGAGCUAUUGUGGUCAAAAUCCAACAAUGACUCCGACCAGAGCCUAAACCCAAAGAUUCUGACGAUAAGUGACUUAAAGCCCACCCAGGACAGCUUUUGGACAACAAACGGCUCCAGAGGCUCACUGAACUCUCAGUCAUUCUCCGAACCUGAACUGCUGACUUUAAGUUCCGAUAAAAAGCAGGGGCUGAAAACCCAGAGAAGCGUUUCCGAUCUUACCACCGGCAAUCUGGAUGGGUCUGCUACACCGUCAUCUGUGAACACUCUUCUGGAAAGAGCCAUGGGUAGAACGAGAGACAGAGACAUGUCAAAAGAUAUUUUGUUUAAUGUAAGGCCCAGGCAUCGUUUUACUUCGUUGUCGCCCUCGGCUGACGUAGACAGAGACACAGACGUAGACAGAGACACAGAGUGGGAGAGGGAAGAAGAGAAGCAGUUGCUCAGGCCUCAAGCUCCCAUGGUCAGUGGAAAAUGGAAGGAGCAGCUGGUGGACGGAGAAGAAGAUGACAAGCUGGACAGUCCUUCCUUUACAAACGGCAACAACGUGGACUCGUCCGGCUGCUUCUUAGCUGACACGGAGACGAUGAACUACUUGCCGGUAGGCAAUGUGGAAGACGAGAGCCAAUCGCUGACGUACGGCGAUGUUUCCGAGCAAAUCUACGAGCAAUGUAGUCAGGUGUAGUAAAGACACUGUGCUACAUCCUGUAGUACAUAAUCAUUUUGGAACCUUUUGAAUGUGGUUUACAUUUGGUGUACAUUCAUGUAAUUUAUUGAUGUUGUACUUCAUAUUUAUAUUACGAGUCAUUUCACACCAAAUCUGUGAUUUUCUGACUUUUUUUUUUUUUUUUGGAGGGGGAGGGGGUAAUUAAAACCAUGUUUCCAUUCUGUAAAGUAAACUGUCUUUAUGUACAGUAGCAGACAUUGAAUAAGAUAAUGUACAAAAAUCUACAAAAAAAGUCCACACUUAAGUGCAGUGGAAAUACAAGCAGGUGUGUUGUGUCUUCACUUUUUCUCUUGGCAUUUCUCUCCUUUGUCACGCUCAUUGGACCUAGCGUGAAGAAUCGUCUCCAGUGCAGAAAGGUGGAAGAUUUGUGUCCACUGUGGGGCGAAAGAAACAAACAUGAGUGAGCACAAUAACAGACUUUUAAGAUGCUGUGCAACGUCUGAAGAAUAGUCACGUUAUAGUAGCAUUUAUGGCGGCUGUCAAACGAUUGUUGAUCAUUCUGUAGUUCACAGGCAAGUUGAUCAGAAACUGAUCACAUUUUGAAUGUAUUAAUUUAUUUGUCUAUAAUAUUUUCAUUACGGGUAAUUAAAUAAGAUGCGCAACACUAACUAUUGUUUUAUGACAUAAUAUACUGUAGCAUUUUUUAUUCGCAUGUUAUUUUAAUGCGGGUGUUUUUGCGUUUUUUUCCACAUCUUUACUAUAUUUAUUAGAAUAUUUUUGGGGUUACUUAAACAAGACAUGCAUAAUUGUAUUUAUUUGAUUAAAAUGCUUAAUGUUUCCAAAUAGCGUUUUUGGGAAAAGUUUUGUAUGCAACGUAGUAUGUCCGCCAUCUUUGUGGAGUUUUUUUUUUGUGAUUCCACAGUUCUUCAACAUGCAACUGUAUUGUUGAUAAUAAAGGUAAAUUAUUGGUAUUGUUCAUUAUCAAUAGUGCUAUUUCUAUUGGUAUUUGUAUUGAUCCAUUUGUAGUGUAAUAAUGCUCAUUGUCAUUUCUGUAUUAUUUUUUAUUUUUCGCUAACUGCUUAUUUGCUAUUACUUUUACCAUCAUAUUUGUACAUGUCAUAUUUGCUGAUGUUGCUCUAUUGUUGUUGUUUGCUGUUGUUGUUUUUGUCUCUCUGUCUAAUCCCCCUCUUGUCCCCACAAUUUUCCCCCUCUGUCUUCUUUUUUUUUCUCUUUCUAUCCCCUCCUGCUCCGGCCCGGCUGCACUAAAUGAUAAUAUAAAUACAUUUAAUAAAGUCAAAUACAAAUAAGGCAACAAGAGAAGUAUCCUACACUUCUCUUUUGUAAAGUAAAUCUGAACAGCCGACAUGGGCAUCUACAUCAACUAUAUGAUUUGCCUGAGAAGCUGGACAGGACACACAAAAAAAAAAAAAAAAAAAAAACAUGCAGGUUUAAUUAGUUUGAGUUUAAUUUCAAGCAACAAAAUAUCAAUGACUAAACUGAACUGCUUUGAAAUGAUCGCACAAUGAAAAAAUAAAAUAUUCACUGCAACAUGUUGGCCAACUUUGUGGAGUGUGUAGCGGCAGGCCUUUUUUUCUGUCUUUUUUUUUUUUUUUAAUUUAUCAAAUACUUUGGGUUAACCUUCAGCCUCAGACCUAAUUGUUUUAAACUAUGACGUGAUGAUAUAGUGUUCAGGGCGUCCUGAAAGCCAUCUUUGUGGAGUAUGUUGCUGCAAGACUCUUUGAUUUAGAUUAAGUAUUUAUUUAACAUUUUAUCAUUAACUCCUAAACAUAAUUGUUUGGAAGUUUUGACAUGUAGUGCUUUUAUAGCCAAAUAUAAUGUUAUGGGCAGGAGGGAGGCUAUCUUUGUGGCGUGUAUACAGUAGAUCGCUUGUGUUCCGACACGUGACUUCUUCCUUGAACUAAAGAAAAAUUGGUGGUCAACCAAGCCAAAAUGGCUGUUUGACUAUCUGAGUACGUAAGGGCAGGGCCGGCCCGUGGCAUAGGCCGUAUAGGCAAAUGCUAAGGGCGCCGUCCAUCAGGGGGCGCCACGCCAGUGCCACAAAUGUUGGAGGAAAAAAAAAAAAAAGUUGGUACUAUUAUUUCUAAAUACAAAAAAUAAUCCCACGUUAAUUAAAAUGCAAAGUAAAGCCUAUUUAAUAGAAAUAUUAUUUGUUACAACAUUACGCCCCCUCCUCCCGCA
Molecule: messenger RNA, 5123 nt
Organism: Nerophis lumbriciformis (worm pipefish)
Lineage: Eukaryota; Metazoa; Chordata; Actinopteri; Syngnathiformes; Syngnathidae
Gene: plekhg6
Product: pleckstrin homology domain containing, family G (with RhoGef domain) member 6
Biological process (GO): endothelial cell migration; Rho protein signal transduction
Cellular component (GO): axon; endocytic vesicle; plasma membrane
Molecular function (GO): guanyl-nucleotide exchange factor activity
Source: RefSeq, a predicted model, not a curated record